Messenger RNA from Arthroderma uncinatum, 3036 nucleotides. RefSeq lists its product as uncharacterized. The transcript is spliced from 5 exons. The coding region runs from base 1 to 3036 and encodes 1011 amino acids. Gene Ontology annotation, molecular function: DNA-binding transcription factor activity, RNA polymerase II-specific; transcription cis-regulatory region binding; zinc ion binding. The record is from RefSeq and is a predicted model, not a curated record. NCBI's taxonomy places the organism in Eukaryota, Fungi, Ascomycota, Eurotiomycetes, Onygenales, Arthrodermataceae. Gene Ontology annotation, cellular component: nucleus. Gene Ontology annotation, biological process: positive regulation of transcription by RNA polymerase II.
AUGGACAUGGACCAAUCCUGCUUAAAAGGCUUGGAGAGCCCUCCACAGUCGGCAGAAGAGAAACCUUCCAAGGACUCGUCGCAAAAAGCCAAAGGCCCAAGAAAACGAACAAAGACUGGCUGUCUGACCUGCCGCAAACGACGCAUCAAGUGCGGCGAAGAAAAACCGAGAUGCAACAACUGCAUCAAGUCCAAGCGUGAGUGCGAAGGGUACGGACAGCGAGUUGUCUUCAGACAUCCUGUCGGCCCAAUUCCUCACCUUGGACCUAUCCGCCAGAUCCAGGGCAUGGGCGGGAUGGCCGCCAUGCCCAUGAUGGCCAGCUCGUUUGCGCAUUCCAUGCAACAUCUCGACAGCUCCUCGUCUCGACCCGCCCUUCUACCCAUCGCUCCCCGUCCAACCUACCACCACGCACACCCUGAAGACGGCUCAAGGCAUCACCACUCCUAUUCAGCUGGCUCCGAUCCAUACGCCUCCUCGCAUCAUCACUCCGCCAUCAGUCCGGACCAGCCACCCUACACUUGGGAGUCCGUCUCCUACAGCGAUGGCUCCUAUGUCCCCUCUACCUCCGCUCAACAAUAUACGACCUCCACCACCUCCGCCAGCUAUGUGACUGCCGAUGCCCCUUAUCCCAACCAGGAGUAUGGCUAUGAAGAUUCCGCCGCCUGGCAGGAUACCAGCCAACUCCAACCCUAUGAAGCUGCGGCUGUCUAUCAAGCUCAGCUUUCACUCCAAGGAUUCCAUCCUCCUCCGUCGAUAGUCACGCCAACACCCGAAUAUGUUCGACAAGAUAAUGUUUCUACAGUGAUGCCCAAGUUGGAGUCGAAGGAGACCUUGCUUUUUCCUGAUGACCUGAAACAGCAUAACGUGGUGAUGCACGAUAUUGGUGAGGAGAGUGAUGACUAUUAUGAUGUCGAAACGGAUGGGGAGCUAGAAGAUCCGUAUCCUGUUCCUCCUUCUUCUGCUUACUAUGGGGUAGAAGGUGGCUCGGCGUACCAUUCUGCACUUGCAGUAUCUAAUCCGCCAUUCGCGACUUAUAUGAAUUAUGAUAAUUUAUUGGCCACAUACCGUCCGUCUCCAUUAACAUCCCCCCUUAUCGACCCAGAGGUCGCCAAACUAUUCUCCCACUUCAUAGUCUCUGUUGGCACUGUCAUCUCGAUCUUCGAGCGCAAAAAUGGCAUGGCGCCGCUCAUUUCUUCCCCCGUGCCAACAGAGCAGCAGAGCCUGUUCAGCUAUACCUUGCCCACCAUGGCGUUGGAAAACCACGGCCUGCUGCACUCGAUACUAGCCCUGAGCAGUGCCCAUCUCGCCAACACUACCGGCCAAUCGUCCUCCGCUGCCUUCAGACAUUAUCACUUUGCCCUGCGACGAAUCAGCAAGGCCGUCGGCCUCCCGCAUAAGAGAAAACAAAUAUCUACCCUCGCCGCGACCCUGCUGCUGGGCUUCUUCGAGGUCAUGGCCUCCGAGCACUCGAAAUGGGGUAGCCACGUUGCAGGCGCAUCUCAACUGAUACAGGAGAUUGACUUUGUGGGUAUGACGAGGCGCAUUCGUGCGAUGAGAGCUCUGGCGAGGAAGCAGAAAUCGGUCUCGGGCGCGAAAUCCUGGUUUCGGGCUGAUGAUUUUCGGCUGGAGACGUUCUUCGACAAUGACGUCUACGCACCGAUGGAGAACGAGGUGGACGUAGACCUGGUCAGCACGAUUAUGGGGAGAGAGGCGAACUACGACGGCGUGGCCGGUCAGGUACAAGGCGAAGAUGCAACGCCGGAGACUCAGCAGAGUUUGACUCCCAAGGAUAUAGAAGAGUACAGGAUCAAGACGGAUCUCUGCUGGCAUUACUGCAAGCAAGACCUAUUCCACAGCCUGAUCAGUGGCAAUCCUCUUCUAUUACCGUACGACAAAUGGGCCCAAACUCCGCCACGCUCCCCUGUUGGAAAGAUACAGGCCAUCUACGGAUCCAUGGACCACCUGCUGCUCCUCCUUGCUCGGAUAUCCGCCUUUGGCGUAAGGGACCGGAAGCGAAAACUCAAGGUGAUGGAAGAAAACGGCGGAGAAUGGCGGCCGCCUCCCAAUAUGUUCCCCUCUGGCCGGCGAGGAGGCCCUUCACCAGGCGGUCCGCCGCCCCGGACAGUCCCCGGCGGCCCGUCCAGCCAUGCCCCGGGCGUGGAUAGGGAGAAGAGCCCGCCGAUGUAUGGGAUGCUGCCCGCGAAGCCAGUGCGACUGCUCUCCGGCUUUGCGGGACAGCCCAACGGCGCAUCCGCACCCUCGCCUACCAGUACCGAGGGGACAGAUCUAGACGCUCGCACUGCAGAGGCGGAGGCCGAGUGGCAAGAAAUCGCAACGGCAUGCGAGCGCUUUGAACAGGCCAUGGGCCCGUCCUUUGCCCCGUUGCCCCCGGACGGAGCGCCCUUGAUCACGAGUCCCUUUGGGCCAGCAUUGCAGUAUCGGACACACAUCAUAGGCUGCAUCUGGGGUCUCUACUAUGCAGGCCGCAUCAUCCUCCAUCGAUUCCACCCGUCCAUGCCGCCGGCCGCGACCAAGGCUGCAGGCGCUGCGGCCCCGCGAACGGCCCAAUAUGCCCAAACCAUCGGCCGCAUCGUUGCCGGAAUCCCCUACGACCAGCAGCAUUUCACCUCCGCCAGCACCAAUCUAAACGUUACCAUCGCCGGGGUCCUGAACGAGCUUACCGUCAGCCUGUUCUUUGCAGGGGUGCAGUAUGUCGACCCUGCGCAACGGGCCUGGACCGUGGCAACGCUGCGUGACAUGUCAAGCAUAACGGGCAGCAAAUCUCCAACCGCCAUCGCGCAUGGUUGCGAGACGUCGUGGAUUAAGGCCUUUGAAGCUGGCCGAGGUCCGCCGUACGAACGGCUCGUGUUCGACUAUGACCCGAGCCUCAACCAUCGCGAAGGAACCGUUGCAGAACGCAGUAGCGAUAAUCGCUGGGUUACCGUUCAUCGCGGGAGCUCUAUAUCCUGGGCCAUGGGCUUGUUGUCGCUGGAUAGUGAUUUUACUACUUCGGAUGGCAGUCCUCCCAAGUCGUAG